Eptesicus fuscus (big brown bat) is the source of this 2580-nucleotide messenger RNA. RefSeq names its product telomeric repeat binding factor 1 (gene TERF1). Lineage: Eukaryota; Metazoa; Chordata; Mammalia; Chiroptera; Vespertilionidae. The record is from RefSeq and is a predicted model, not a curated record. Gene Ontology annotation, cellular component: nucleus; chromosome, telomeric region. Gene Ontology annotation, biological process: telomere maintenance. Gene Ontology annotation, molecular function: telomeric repeat DNA binding; protein homodimerization activity. The transcript has 10 exons. The coding region runs from base 1 to 1308 and encodes 435 amino acids.
AUGGCGGGCCACAGUGCCGGAGGGUCCCGCGACUCCCGGGGGCGUGCGGACGGGGCGGACACGGAGUCCUCGGAGACGGGGCUGUGGGAAAUGGCGAGAGAGAAUGAGGAGCAGUUAGGGAGCCAGGACCUGCCCGAGUACCAGGUGGAGGCGGGGGCCCCCGAGAAAGAGAAGGACGCGGGCCUGGUGGCGGAGGCCGAGGCGGUAGCUGCUGGCUGGAUGCUGGAUUUCCUCUGCCUCUCUCUCUGCCGGGCCUUCCGCGACGGCCGCUCCGAGGACUUCCACCGGACCCGGGACAGCGCCGAGGCUAUUAUUCAUGGGUUAUCUAGCCUCACAUCUCAUCAAUUGAGAACUAUACACAUAUGCCAGUUUUUGACACGAAUUGCAUCAGGAAAAGCCCUCGAUGCACAGUUUGAAACUGAUGAACGAAUUACACCCUUGGAAUCAGCCCUGAUGAUUUGGGAUUCAAUUGAAAAGGAACAUGACAAACUUCAUGAAGAAAUACAGAAUUUAAUUAAAAUUCAGGCUAUAGCUGUUUGUAUGGAAAGUGGCAAUUUUAAGGAAGCAGAAGAAGUCUUUGAAAGAAUAUUUGGUGACUCAGAUUCUGAUACGUCUUUACAAAGAAAAUUGCUUAUGGUAAUCUCUCAGAAAGGUACAUUUCAUUCUUUUUUCCAACACUUCAGCUACAGCCAUAUGAUGGAGAAAAUUAAGAGUUUUGUGAAUUAUGUGCUUGAUGAAAAAUCAUCAACAUUUCUAAUGAAGGCAGCAGCAAAAGUAGUAGAAAGUAAAAGAGCGAGAACAACAGUUUCUCAAGAUAAGCCUAAUGGUAAUGAAGUUGAUGUGGAAACUCAAGCUAAUUUGGAAGUACACAAAAGUGUUAGUAACAAACCAUCUGCAGUAACUGAAUCCUCACGGGAUACAAUAUCUUUAAUGAGGUCUCACAAGAAUCUCUUCUUAUCUAAGUCACAAUACGGACGCCAAUCACAAGAUUUUAAUGAGAAAGAAAAAGCAGAAACUCUUAUAAGUAGAAGAAAGACAGAGGGAAACAGACACACCACUGAAAGAAAGAGAAUGGAUGUUUUAAACAAUCAACCAGAAACUUCUAAAAAUUACCGAUCUAGAAAAAAACAGGUAUGGCUUUGGGAAGAAGACAAGAAUCUGAAAUCUGGCGUGAGGAAAUAUGGAGAGGGAAACUGGUCUAAAAUACUAUUACAUUAUAAAUUCAACAAUCGAACAAGUGUUAUGUUAAAAGACAGAUGGAGGACUAUGAAGAAGCUAAAACUGAUUAGCUCAGACAAUGAUGACUGAACGUGUAAAAACUUGAUGAUGAAAGGACAAUUACAUAUUUUGAUCAUCACGUUUUGUUUGAAACUUGGUGGUCAUUGAUCUAUGUUAACGUUUUUGUUUAAAGCAUUUAGUAUUUUUCUUUAAGAUCCUUUUUACUUGGAUAAAAUGUAAAUUUGUCAAACCUUGAUGCUUUCACUACCUCACCCCCAAAUCCAGUACCAGUAAAAAAGAUGAAAACCUAGUGAGAGAAAAAAUAUAUUUCUGUUAACCUGUUCUGUGUUUGUAUGCUGACUUCAGCUCCAGAACAUAUACAUGAAGGUGACGUUUCUAAAUCAGUGAAUAAUAAUGGUCCUUUCACGUAAGAGGUAUUGACUUGAUUUAUGGCCUUGAUAUAGUAACUACUAAGACAUUUGUUUAUAGAAUGAUACAAAGUAGUCUGGGUUUUAACAUACUUAAAUUUUCCUUUCAGUAGUUUUAUAUAAAAGAAAAAUCUUAAAUAGUAAUACCAUAGGACAAAAUUUGUACUAUUACCAAGAUUUGCUUCAUGUCUCAUUUAGGUAUAUUUGACUUUUGUUCCAAUGUUAAAACUUUAACAAAGAUGGUUUUAAGUAAAGCUUAUUUAUAACCUGGUGUCAUAAAUACAUUCUCUGAUAUUUUUGUUUAAUAUAUCAACAGUGUGCCUAAAUAAUGUUCUGUAAAUGCUUGCAUUGGUUAACCAUAAUUAUUUUCACAUGUAUGAUAAAUACUAAACAAGGUCAUACAUACUUUACUAGACAGUUUUGAGUUUUCACCAACAUUUAAUUCUUUAGAGAAUUUAGUGAAAACCUAAUAUAGCUAUUUAGCAUUUUGAGUUACAUGUGCUUUAUUUAUUUGACAAGUGAGUGAAAAUACUGAAGUAUUUGCAUAAAAAGUUAAAUGAUAGUAUUUUGUAAUCUGUAUUUCAUUUCUUACUGCAUUAUACAUGACUUUCCCAUUGUUCCUGAAUUUGUUACCUUACGCAGAUAGUGAACAGAAAUGUGGGUGAUUACUCUGUGCUUCCUGGCUUGGUCUGUUUUGCUGGACAGGAUACUGUCACUGUGUUUCUUGCACACAUACAGACAUUUUGAUGGUAAGUGCCAAAGCAGGCAGCAUGAGCCAACGUGGACCUGUAAGUCAACUUCCCCAUUUCAAACAUGCAGUAAAUAAAUCUAAGUUGCUAAGUAAUCUUUUAAAAAAGAUUACUCUCAAUUAUACUCUAGUGCGGUGCUUGCUUAUUUAGAAUUUUAUUUUACUUAUUAAAAGAGCUAGGUUAGA